UUCUCCGCUUCCAAGCGCCUCCACGCGACCCGGAAGCUGUACUUGUGACGCUUCUUUCCCUCUCCCACAAUACCUCGCGCUCUUCCUUUCCAACCCGGGCCCGGCAGAAUGGCUCCCGCGAAGAAGGGUGGCGAGAAGAAGAAGGGCCGUUCUGCCAUCAACGAGGUAGUGACGAGAGAAUACACCAUCAACAUUCACAAGCGCAUCCAUGGAGUGGGUUUCAAGAAGCGUGCCCCUCGGGCACUCAAAGAGAUCCGGAAAUUUGCCAUGAAGGAGAUGGGAACUCCAGAUGUGCGCAUUGACACAAGGCUCAACAAAGCUGUCUGGGCCAAAGGAAUAAGGAACGUUCCAUACCGCAUCCGUGUGCGGUUGUCCAGAAAACGUAACGAGGAUGAAGAUUCCCCGAACAAGCUCUACACACUGGUCACCUAUGUACCUGUCACCACUUUCAAAAAUCUACAGACAGUUAAUGUGGAUGAAAACUAAUCGCUGAUUGUCAAAUAAAGGAAUACGACGGGGUAACUAAAAGCUGUAAAGUGAAAUAAUGAAAACAGUGAUGCCUGAUGCAUUUCCAAGUUGUAUCCACACUGCUGCUCAAUUGGAGAAUCCGUAUGUAAUGCGAUGGAAGACACUUCCAGUGGGAUUUAGCUGUAUAUUUAUGCUGGGAAUAGGGCCAUGGUUGAGAACUGAGUUUUAGGAGAGAUCUCCAUGAUUUUGAAGUAAAUGAAAGCAAGGUGUUAAGACAGCCUAUUUUUUGUUUAUAGCAAAAACUGAUAUCACAUAUAUCAGAAUAUUAGUACUGGUGGCUCUGGGGGAUGAGAUUAGAUUUGACUUUUUUUUUUAAUUGAGGCAUAACUUACCAGCAGCUUUGAAAUGUGACUAUAUCCAAGAGAUAGGAUGAAAAUUUGAAACUCCCCAACACUUCUGAAUAUUCUAGGAGGGUGUUAAGGCCACAUGUUACUGUGGUCAAAAAAGACCCAAGAAACACUGCAUUGCUAAAUUCCACUCUUGAAGGCUCACAGUAAGUACACAUUAGCACCAAACAGAAUGAAAUCCUUUAAUAAAGGACCAUUUCCAACUUGGACCCUACAUUCCACAAACUUUGGGGGUAAUCUUUUUCAAAUAAAAACCUAGCACCAGGGGGGCACCUGGGUGGCUCAGUGGAUUAAAGCCUCUGCCUUUGGCUCAGGUCAUGAUUUCAGGGUCCUGGGAUAUAGCCCCACGUCAUUGGGCUCUCUGUUCAGGGAAUCUUCUUCCUCCUCUCUCUCUGCCUAUUUGUGAUCUCUGUCAAAUAAAUAAGUACAAUCUUUAAAAAAAACAAACAAAAACAAAAAACCUAGCACCAUCCGGGCACUUAAAUACAGUCUAGAUACUGUUCAAAGGUUUCAAAGAGCUUUACUAGUACUGUAUAUUAUAGUACCAAUGAUUUUUAAGAAACUGAAGAGAGAAUAGUAAUCCCUUCUAAGGAAGAAUGCUGUGUCCACAGUACCCUCCACCCCCAAAUGCUAUCACCUCUAGGCAGUAAAUCUUCAUCGCAACCUAGGUGAAUAUAGGAGGAGUAGGAUAUAAAUACUUGAAAGAUAGGAUAUGGCACAACUGCCCUUUGUGAAGCGUUUAGAUUAUCUUGUGUAUCUGAAUCACAAUUCAAAUAUUUCCCUUGUAAUCACAACAUUCAGCUCCUGUAAGUUGUACAAGAUCCUUUGAUUAUUGCUUUAGAGGUUGAGGGGCCCAGCUUAACUUUAUCAAGCUUGCCUCUGAACAAAUAACUUGGCACAACAGUUACCUUUGCACCUAAGUCCAUACCUGGCUCAUUUUGGGCAAUUCUUUCUCAGUUUUAUCUUUUUCUUUGGCUAAAUCCUUAAUCAUUUGCUUCAACUGUUUCUGGUAAUCAGUUGCAUCACCUGGAGACAGAGGAAACACAAUAUAUACUUUAGGCUAAAAUUCAGUUAAAGCAAAAA
Molecule: messenger RNA, 1958 nt
Organism: Lutra lutra (Eurasian river otter)
Lineage: Eukaryota; Metazoa; Chordata; Mammalia; Carnivora; Mustelidae
Gene: RPL31
Product: ribosomal protein L31
Exons: 6
Coding region: 109-486 (125 amino acids)
Biological process (GO): cytoplasmic translation
Cellular component (GO): ribosome; cytosolic large ribosomal subunit
Molecular function (GO): structural constituent of ribosome
Source: RefSeq, a predicted model, not a curated record